AAUGUAAACUCUGAAUCAGCAAUAUUCACCUCGUUCCCACAAGAAAACUGAUCAUGGCAGCAACACUGCAACAAAUUACUACAAUAACUGGAGUGGAACUUGAGCCACCUCCUCCAUCCUUGAAGGCAGAAUUCCAAACCCUAUUGACACCAGAAGCGAUCCAAUUCCUAGCAGAAUUGGUCUCUACUUUUGAUGCGGAUGUUGAUGAGAUACUACGGUUGAGAAUCAGUACGAAGCUGGAACUGGAUUGUCGUGGUGGACUUCCUGAGUUCUUGCCCCUUACCUCAUACAUCCGGAAGGAUGAAUCCUGGAGAGUUGAGCCAGUCCCUCGGAGGUUGCAGAACAGGCACAUUGAUCUUGGUGAUGUGUCUCCAGCCAACACUGAACAUUUCAUCAAAGCCUUAUGUUCCAGUGCACAGGGCAUUCAGACAGAUUUUGAUGAUGGUCACUGUCCAACCUACUUUAAUCAAAUCCAAGGUCUUUUCAAUGUGUACAAGGCAGUUCACAAUCAGAUUCCAGAUGUACCACCUAUUUCAAAGGCACCCAUUCUAAUGCUAAGGCCUAGAGCAUGGAACAUGGUUGAACACAACUUGCUGGUCAAUGGAAAGGAGGUGCCUGGUCCACUGUUUGACUUUGGAUUAUUGAUGUACCACAAUGGGCAAAUAUUAUUCGAAAAUGAAUGUGGUCCUUUCUUUUAUCUGUCAAAGGUUGAAAGCCAUUUGGAGGCCAAAUUGUGGAACAAUAUAUUUGUUUGGGUUCAAAAGAAGUUGGGUUUGCCAGUUGGAUCUAUCAAAGCCACUGUCUUAAUAGAAAGUAUCUUGGCUACGUUUGAGAUGGAGGAGAUUCUUUAUGAGUUGCGAGCCCAUUCUGCUGGGUUGAACUGUGGCAUCUGGGAUUACUCAGCCUCUUUUGUGAACAAAUUUGGAUGUCGUCGAGAGUUCCUCUUACCAGAUCGCAGUAAAUAUGUGAAUAUGGAGAAACAUUUUUUGAAGCAUUACAUGGAUCUUCUGGUAAAGACUUGCCAUAAGCGAGGUGCUUUGGCAACUGGAGGAAUGGCAGCACUGUUACUGCCCCAAGACAAGGGGAGCUUGGCCUACCAGAGAGUAAUAGCAAUUGUCACACGCUUGAAGCUGCUUGAAAUAAAUGCUGGAGUUGAUGGAUUCAUGGUGUAUGAUAUGGACCUGAUUGAGCCAAUGACAAAGCUUUUCUUGGAACACACAAAGGGACAUAAUCAGCUGCAUAUCCUACGAAAAGAUGUGGAUGUGACAGCUAGUGAUCUGCUCACCAUGCCUUCUGGUGGGGUUACCCUGCACGGACUAAAAUACAACAUUGGUGUUGGUAUUCUCUUCAUUGAAGCUUGGCUAAGAGGCCAAGGUCAUUUUUAUUUUCGGGGUCAAGUGGAGGAUUCAGCUACUGCAGAAAUUUCCCGAUCACAGGUUUGGCAGUGGAUUCGACAUGGAGUAAAAUUGGAGGAUGACAACAGAGUUGUCACCAGGAACCUUGUACACAUGCUUGUAAAGGAAUUAGGACCGGACCUACAGGAGGUUUUGGGCUCCUACACUGACAGCUGCAAACGACGACUUACUGUUGCUUCAGAAAUGUUCCUUGAAAUUGUGCAAAAACGAGAUUUCCCAGAAUUCCUCACCACAUACCUGAACUUGGAACACACAUUUUUAAGUGCAAACCAUUAAUUCCGUAGAAUUUGUAUUCAACAAUGCAAGAUUGUUAUUCCAGCAAUGUUUUUGUAUGCAAAAGCAAAUUAUAAAUGGCAAACUUUACAAAGGACUUCAAAAAAUUUUUUCAAAAAUUCCAGGAUCAGCACUAUUAUUGCAUUUUUAAUGUUUCUAGAAAAACCCUUUAAACCUCAUGUAAACAUGUGCAAGUUCACAUACUGAAACUGAGAAGUGAUUUGCCACUGCUGCAGGUUUCAACCAAGUAUUGCACUACCAAAUCCUUUGCAAUCCAGUACUUUCAAAGUUUUAAAAAUACUAAGGUAUUUUGCUACCUUGUCAAAUGAAAGCCAACAUGUGAUUAAUCACAAUCACCCACUGGCAAGAAUUCCACAUAAAUUUUGUACAACAUAAAAGAAACCUCUAUUCGAGGGUGGGACUGCAAGCAAUGCAGAAUUUUGAGGAAACACUCGUCAGGGUACAACAGUUAGAUGAAUAGAGAAUUCCAAAGAUUCCUAUUCUAGUGAAGACAUUCCUGAUCUCAGUUCGAAAUGGCCGAUCCCAAACCAUGAAAAUGUUAAAUCUAGAAACUGAUCAGCAUUCCCUUGCAAAGCCCUCUCAAGAAUUUCAUAUCAUUUCAACGAGAUGACCUCCCAUCCUUUCAAACUUUAGACAAUACAGGCUCAUUCUACCCAACAUGAGAAACAAUAGAUCGAUACCUUGGUGGCCAGGUUUUGAAUCAAGAGCAAUGAACAGAAUAUAAAAAGUUUUUAUUUUGAGCACUUUCGUUUUGGACAGCUAUUUAAUAAAACAGAUUUCCAGUAUCUGUAACAUUUUCCUUUGUUUUCAAAUAUUCACUCUUUUAAAGAGGGAUCAACAGCAGGGUUUAACAGUUGUUGAUACACUGACUUAUUGGUAGAGUGAUUGCUAAAAGUGAAUUGCUUUGACACAGGAAAAAGAGAAUGCUGGAAAAGCUCUAAAUGGAGGGUCACUCAGCUCAAAACAUUAACCCUUUCUGCAGAUGCUGUCAGACCUGCUGAGUUUUUCCAGCAAUUUGUUUUUGUUUCAAAUUUACAGCAUCUGCAGUUCCUUUGGAUUUUAUUUGCCUUGUCACUAAGUGUCUAUACUGCAUUUUUUAAAUUGGUCGAAAGCUGUUGAGAAAUUUCUGUUGUCUUAGUCUUAUUGGACAAUAGGGCUGCUCUCUAAUAAGAAGAUAGAUGACUGGUGGUAAUUUAACCUGAGGGCCACCAUACCUGAGGUGAGAGAGUGAGAAUGAGACUCCUUCAUGGUAACCUCAAAUGGGAAUCGAACCCAUGCUGUUGGCAUCAGACUGCUUUGCAAAUCUACCAUCAGCCAACUGAGCUAAACCAACCCCUGUUGGGAAACUAAUUAGAUAGCCAAUAGAAAUAAUGAAACAGUGGAAAGUUGAUAUUUUGCGACAAGGAUACUGAGUGCUGGCAAACGCCUGCCGAUUUUUUUUUAAAAUGGAAAGUGUUGGAAAUAUACAGGUCCAACAGCACCUAGAGAAAAUAGAUAACCUUUUGAAUGUAAACUUAUUAAAGUCCUAGAUCAUGGCUAUGUCCAGAUUUUGUUUAACAAGUACUGCUGUUUACCAUGCUGAAACAUACACUGAACUCUUUAUAGAAGACAGCAAAGUCAAAUACUUUGUACUGAAAAUUUAACUAGUACCAAUUAAAGUGUUAAAGGAAACUUGUUCCAUUCCAAUUUUGUGCCAA
Stegostoma tigrinum is the source of this 3406-nucleotide messenger RNA. It is a transcript of the gene ugl, whose product is annotated as ureidoglycolate lyase. Lineage: Eukaryota; Metazoa; Chordata; Chondrichthyes; Orectolobiformes; Stegostomatidae. The transcript is spliced from 15 exons. Gene Ontology annotation, molecular function: malate synthase activity. Gene Ontology annotation, cellular component: cytoplasm. The record is from RefSeq and is a predicted model, not a curated record. The coding region runs from base 54 to 1691 and encodes 545 amino acids. Gene Ontology annotation, biological process: glyoxylate cycle.